AUGACGGCAUACGACUCUCCGAUUCGGCUCGCCAAUGGAUCUAAAGUCUCCGGCCGUUUCUCUCGCGUCUUCCCCACCACCUCCUCGUUUGCUCCCAAAAUUUCCUUUACCCCAUCCCACAAUCCCGCAUUCUCAUUUUCCCAGCUAGAUAGUGGUUCUUCUGGGGAAGUAAAUAGUUCGUUGGUAGAGGAUUCGUUGGAUUUGAUGAAUCAAUGUGAUGUAUAUGAUGGGUCGUGGGUGAGGGAUGAAUCUUACCCUCUAUAUGGUGCUGGUUCAUGCCCAUUCAUCGAUGAGCAGUUUAACUGUUUUCUAAAUGGGCGGCCAGAUAAUAAUUACCAGAAGCUGAGAUGGCAACCCAAUGCCUGUGAUAUUCCCAGGAACGAGAAUGAUUGUUUUCUAAACAGAUGUAAUAAAAACUAUAUGUUUGAUUAUGAUUGCUCAGUGGAGUUCUUUCGGUCUCCAUUUUUGGUUCAAGAAUGGGAAAUGCUUUAUGUGAAUGGGUCUAAAAGAUCAACUCUUCGUCUUGAUUUGCUAGAAAGAUCAUCUGGAAGAUACAGAAGUGCAGAUGUCCUCAUUUUUAACACUGGACACUGGUGGACACGAGGAAGAACUGCAAAAGGGAAGGGUUACUUCCAGGAAGGUAACCAUAUCUAUGCUAAAUUGAAUGUUAUGGAGGCUUUUCGGAAGGCUAUGAUGACCUGGGCUAGGUGGAUUGAUGCCAAUGUAGAUCCUGCAAAAACAAUUGUGUUCUUCAGUGGCUACUCUCCUGCACAUUUUAGGGGAGGACAAUGGAAUUCUGGUGGGCAAUGUGACAGAGACACAGAGCCAAUUAAGAAUGCAAUAUAUCUGUCUGAUUAUCCACAGAAGAUGAGAGUGUUGGAGGACGUGAUGAAAGGGAUGAGGACACCAGUGCUCUAUCUGAAUGUUACAAGAAUGGCAGAUUAUCGCAAGGAUGCGCAUCCAUCAAUUUACAGGAAGCAAAAGUUAACAGAGGAGAAAAGGCAGUCAACAUUGCAGUUCCAAGAUUGCAGCCAUUGGUGCCUUCCUGGUGUACCUGAUACGUGGAAUGAGCUCCUAUAUUUUCAGCUUUUGAAAUAUUAUAAACAGCAGCUCUGA
Messenger RNA from Thlaspi arvense, 1116 nucleotides. The record is from the annotation of a GenBank genome assembly. Lineage: Eukaryota; Viridiplantae; Streptophyta; Magnoliopsida; Brassicales; Brassicaceae.